Molecule: messenger RNA, 2683 nt
Organism: Hydractinia symbiolongicarpus
Lineage: Eukaryota; Metazoa; Cnidaria; Hydrozoa; Anthoathecata; Hydractiniidae
Product: dynactin subunit 4-like
Exons: 14
Coding region: 139-1581 (480 amino acids)
Cellular component (GO): dynactin complex
Source: RefSeq, a predicted model, not a curated record
AAAACCUUAGUUUAUCUCCCCAUGCUAGCUAUAUAUCCAUUUGAUACAGUACCCUCUGGUGGGGUCAAUUUACAACGGCCUCUUAGUUCGUAUCUCUCAGAGUCUAGCUAGAUAACUACAAAACGAAGCUUAUAAACAAUGAAUUUAUUUUCCAAUCCAAUCGCAUUGUCCAUCAUUGGUUCUGAUAGUCAUGUGCUUUAUGCGUGUGAGUGCAAAGAAUUUAAACCAAUCACAAAGUUGUAUUUCUGUCGACAUUGCACCAAACUGAGAUGUGGCAACUGUGUUACUCAUGAGGUUGACUCAUUUUAUUGCCCAAACUGUUUGGAAAACAUGCCUUCUGCGGAAGCAAAGUUAAAGAAAAAUAGAUGUGGCAACUGCUUUGACUGUCCGAGUUGUCAUCAUACAUUGUCCGUUCGUGCAACUGCUGUUCCUGCCGUACAGACAAAUCCACUUGAUGGCAAAACUCCUCCACUUAAAAAAGUGCAUUACUUGAAUUGUGGAUUCUGUAGAUGGACAACUCGAGAUGUGAAGUUGCCUGAUCAACUGACACCUAGUGGCGGUUGGCCAGCUGUUGAGCCUGCAUUUUCAAAAAAAAUGUCUGCACUGUUAGAUUAUUACAAACAUAUGGCACAUCAAGACAAGAUGGAGAAAGAGAGACAAAAAUUAUCCAAAAGAAGGACAAACAUGUACUUAAUGGACCGGUAUGGCUAUGCUUUAAGUCUUGGUAAAAGAAGAGCUGGGAGUAUUGGAUCGCCAUUAUCAAUUCUAUCCAGAACUAGCUCUUCUCCUGGUAGUCAGAAAGAAGUGCAGGCGCCAUGUUUGUCACCCCGAUUAGAAGAAAUAGAACCCAUCCCAGAUAGGUUCUAUACUGAAGAGGUUGUCUUAGAAGAAGUUUUGACGUUGGAGCAAAGACUUCACCAGCCCAGUAUACAAGGAGAAGCAACAAAAACAUUAUAUCCACAACAUAAGCAUCUAAUGGUGAGACGAUCGCAAAGAUGUAAGGAAUGCGAACAUAAUCUUUGCAAACCAGAAUUUAAUCCAUCUUCCAUUAAGUUUAAAAUCCAAUUGGGUGGCAUACACUACUGUCCCAGCAUUCAAAUCUUCAAGAAACCUAACUUGUCGAAGGAUAUGGAGAGCGUUCUGAUUUUAUCUAUUUCCAAUCCUUUGGAUACCAUUAUGAAUGUGAGUUUUGAAAAUCUCUCCGCUGAAGAGCAAGAGUUGCAUGAAAAGAACUGCGAGAUUGAACUGCCCAAGGUUAUUCUUUCUAUCGCAGCAAAAGAUGCAACGGUUGAGUUUGAUGGUAUUGGUAGUGCAACCACGGAUAAUUUUAAUGAUGAUCCAAGUGUUGUUCAUUCUCGUGCAAGCAACAAAGUUUGUUUCUUCACAAAAAUUACACCAAAACAUGAACAAGGAGAAGUUGCGGCAUUUUUCAAGAUGACUUACGAGUACAAAAUGACAACGGCACCGCUUGUAAGAAAGCUUGACGACGCCGACAAGUCGGUAAAACUAGAAGAACACUUAGUAUCAUUGACCGUCUUGGUGCGAGUAAUGGUUGGCGAAAUUAACCAGACAUUGUGCUAAAAAGCAGACCAGAUUAACUGACAUGUGUGAAAUUUAAUAACGAUUAUUUUGACUGGGUAAAAAAUAAGGGGACGUGAGGUGAAAAUCAAAACAAAUCUACUUAUUAACCUGACCCCCUGAUAUUAGUGGAUUAUAGGAAAUUUAGUCAUAACAUUUUUUAAAACGAGAAAUCUUUCUUCAUGUAUGUUUUUUGGGUAAUUUAAUAUUUAUAUUUAUUGCUUUUGGCUAAGAUCAGGAAAAACACCCUUUCGAAAAGUAUGAGGAAAAUUUCAUGAAAUCGGCUGUUUAAUUUUUUAGUAAAUUUAAUUUAUUUUUUAUUUCCAAAUAUUUUGUCAGAUACUGAAAUUACAAUCACUGUUGUUGCUAGUAUUCGAGCAAGCUCUUAGUCAUACACUGAAAUUACAAUCACUGUUGUCGCUAGUAUUUAAACAAGCUCUUAGUCAUACACUGAAAUCACGAUCACAGUUGUUGCUAGUAUUCGAACAAGCUUUUAGUCAUACACUGAAAUUACAAUCACUGUUGUCGCUAGUAUUCGAACAAGCUCUUAGUCAUACACUGAAAUUACAAUCACUGUUGUCGCUAGUAUUCGAACAAGCUCUUAGUCAUACACUGAAAUUACAAUCACUGUUGUCGCUAGUAUUCGAACAAGCUCUUAGUCAUACACUGAAAUUACAAUCACUGUUGUCGCUAGUAUUCGAACAAGCUCUUAGACAUACACUGAAAUUACAAUCACUGUUUUUGCUAGUAUUCGAACAAGCUCUUAGUCAUACACUGAAAUUACAAUCACUUUUGUCGCUAGUAUUCGAACAAGCUCUUAGACAUACACUGAAAUUACAAUCACUGUUGUCGCUAGUAUUCGAACAAGCUCUUAGUUAAACACCAAAAUCAUGAUCACAAUUGUGGCUAGUCUGGUCAUUGUCAAUAAUCAACACUAAGAGUUAAUAUUAAUUUAGAAAAAUUGACCACUAAAAAUAAAUUUAGUGAUUAUUUUAUAGUAUUAUUCUGCAAUCUUUGAUGUAUUUUGUGAAUGACGAGACCUCUUUUUUAAACUAUGACUCCUUUAAUUAUGUAUUUAAGUAUCAUAGAUUAUAAAAUUUAUCUU